AUGGAGCAAACGCAGGAGGAGCUGGAACUGAAUUGUUGGACUACAGAAGACAUGGACGUGCCCCAAGUGGCUCGCGCCUGGGAGUCGAUGCUGAGCAGCCAAGUCUUGAGGAGACAAUUCAUCCAGAACAUCACUGAGUAUCUACAGGACAUGGUCAGCAGAAAAGACCUGCAGCUCCUGUUGACCAAAGAUGAAGCCUGGAAAGUGUUGGUGGCAGAGGCUGAACUGUCGAGAGAUGAGGAAGCUUCACUGCAUAAGGCUCUGAAGCUGCUCCUACAACUCCCCACCUUGGAGGACAAAGACAGACUUCAAAAAGAAUUGCAGGACAGGAAGAGGUUUGUGGAAACUUUUCCUCAGUUGAAAAGGAAGUUGCAAGAAAACAUCAGGAAGCUCCGAGCUCUGGCUGACCACCUUGACCAGGUACACAGGGGCUGCACCAUCUCCAAUGUGGUAACCAACUCCACCAGUGUUGCCUCAGGAGUCCUGAGCAUCCUGGGUCUAGCUCUCGCACCUAUGACUGCAGGGGGCAGUCUACUACUCUCAGCAACUGGGUUGGGGCUGGGGACAGUAGCAACUGUGACAGGAACUGCCACUGAGAUUGUGGAGCAAACCAGCAGGUGGUCAGAUGAAGCUAAAGCCAAGGACCUGAUGUCAGACGCCAUGGACACUCUGAACACAGUUCUUGUCAUGGGUCAGAAUGCACUCAAACUUGAUAAAACCAUUUAUAAUGUCAUCAAACAAUUGAAAACCUUGGGAAAACACAUUCGGGCCAUUAGGUUAGCCAGAGCCAACCCUCGCUUAGUAGCAGAUGCCAGGCGCCUCAUGACUUCUGCAAGAAUCCCUGCCUCACGUGCUAGUCAGGUGCAGAAUGCCUUUAAAAGCACUGUUCUAGCAAUGACCAAAAAAGCUAGAAUCAGGGAUGCAGCCACUGCAGGUGUCUUCCUCGCAAUGGAUAUGUAUUCCCUUGUAAGGGACUUCAGGGAUUUACACGAUGGAGCCAAAUCAGAGUCAGGCAAAGAACUGCGGGCCCUGGCUCAGGAGCUGGAGGAGAAGUUGAAAGAGGUUGCCCAGGUCCACAAGACACUCCUGGAGCCUUAGUGAUAGCCACCCUAAAGAACAUGGAGUUCGGUGGAGAUGAUCUGGACAGAUUUGAGGCAUUUUGUUAGAGGGAGAAUGAGAUGCUCAGUUGUCACUGUCCUCCUGACACAGUCUAGAAUCAUGUGGGAGCAUCUCAGUGAGCGGUCCUCUAGUUCAACUUGUCCUGUGCACGUGCCCGGGAGAGAGGUUUCUAAAUGACUCUAAUUAAUGUGGGUCACUUCCUCCACCAUGGGUGGCAGUGUUCUCUAGAAUUGGAUUCUCAACUAGAAAUGGAUUCUCAACUAUAAAAUGAAAAGCCAAAUAAACACCAGUAAGCAUGUAGGCAUGAAUUCAAUUACUAUUGCUCUUAACUGGAUGCAGUGUGGCUGGCUGCUCCCGUUCCUGCCUUGACUACUUCUCAGUUGGGAUUUUCAUUGCUGUGAACAGACACCAUGACCAAGGCAUCUUAUAAAGACUUAUAAAGACUAGCAUUGCAUUGGGUCUGGGUUACAGUUUCAGAGGUGUAGUUUAUGGUUGGAAGCAUGGCAGCUUGCAGGCAGACAUGGCACUGGAGGAGCUGAGAGUUCUACAUGUUGACCCAAAGACAUCCAAGAGGAGACUGUUACAGUAGGCAUAGCUGGAGAUUAAGAGAACUCGAAGACUACCCUGACAGUGACACUUCCUCCAACAAGGCCCUAUAUCCUAAUUAGUGCCAUUCCCUGUGGCCAAGUAUUCAAACACAUGAGUCUAUGUGACCAUAAGUAUUCAAACCACCACACUGAGCAAAGUAGAAAGUAGCAAUUUGGAAAGACUGGUUCUGUUAAGAUAGAGUUCCCAAAAGUGUGUGGAGCUUGGAAAAGGAUGGAGUGACCAAUCAGAGGCAACCUUUACACAUCCCUGCCAUCACCAUGCCAGUGAAUUGACACAUCUCUGCCAGAUCCUGUUUUAUCAGCCCAGCUGAGUGGUUUCAGAUCAUAGGAGCUUCCUUCACCAGCCCCCUCCUCCACCACCCUGAGCCAGAACCUCUAUCUGGGACGUGAUCUCCUCACUUUUAGUUUUUAUUUCUUUUUUUUUUUCCUUGAGGCUGUCAUGUUGGGAGAGGAAGAGAAAAUGCAAAGGUUUACCUGUCUUUUUAAUAGGGAGCUAUGGACAGCAGGAGGACCCAGGGAGGCAGGAAGUCUGAUGGCUCUGCCACUUGGCACAGAGGGAGGGGUUAUACACUGAAAAAGAUAAAGGUGACAUUCAUCGGAGGCAGAAUGUGCCUGCUCUUGUCUCAGCAGACAGCAAGGAUGCCAAGCACAUCUCUAAUGUUCACAGCACUGAGAUGCAGUUGUAAAGCCCCAUGAGCCACUGACAUUUCAGGACCGUGGAGGGAAUGCAGGUCAGGGUUGUGACUCAAGAUGGAUGCAGUCAAGCCAAGCUGGAUGCCUGGAUGCACUGAGCCUCUGUUGUGUUAGCCAGCAGGCUCCCUGGACACUGGCUGCCCAACAUCCCUGUAUCAUGAUCCUUUCUCUCAAGAUGUCAGAGGGCAAGUCCUCUGUUGUGUUUCUGUGUCAUUUCUCACUCUAUAGAGACUCACUUCCUCCAGACUCUGCCACCUGCAUGCCCCACUAGGGAACUCAGUCAAACCCAUUCCUGUCUGGCUGGGCUGAGCUCAGGUGGAUUCCUCACCCAUGAGUCAGGGACUUAGGGCACCAUGAGACUUAGCUGUAGACGGGGCAAGACAAGCACCUAGACAGCAUCAUUCUUUUCCAAGAUGUCUUCUUGUUUACUUCUCAAUUCCCCAGAGAGCUUUAAGGAUGGUCCUUUUCAUGAUGCCCCUGCCCAAUUUGCACACAGGACAGAACGCCCCCCCCCAGACUAUCUCUCUGGUUAACUGCUGGGUUGUUCUUCUCCGAUGGGUUUGGUUGCCCUUAGGAUAAAGAUUUCACACUGCCCAUAGAUGCCUCUUGUAUCCAGCAGUGCUCAAAGGUAUAGCCAUGCAGAGGGGCUGAGUCUGUGUGGGAAUGUUAGGAGGAGGGGCAGAGAAAAGAGCAAAGACAAUGGAUGUGUUCUCCAUUUCACUAUUCACACGGGAGAUGAGGCUACCAGGGCUUCCUGAGAAAUCAUCUGAAAACAUCCUUAGAUGAUCCUUUCCAGGGAAAAGAGAGAUGCCCAGCAUGGAUCUGCCUCAUGGAGAGUAUAAAUCUCCUAUUUGGAUAGAUUUGUGUUUAUACCUAUAGAUGAUGUUUUCCAGCCUUGAACAGACAUGAAGUUGCCCCUCUCAAAACUUGUGCAAAGAUCUCCAGAGACACAGGUUUUAUGAAUUGCCAUUUAUGCUUAUGGGCACUGUUCCAUGAGAGAGAUGCCUUUAAGUCACUCAUAUUUCUAUAAGCAACCUCUUAAGUAUACUCCUGUAAGUGACCUGAAUAAACUCACUUGGUUACUAACCUAGGCUCAUGUAGGAUCAUUUUUUUGGUCUGUCACCAGCACCUUGCCAUUCCUGGUGUAAAUAGUCAUUUGUUCACAUCUCCUCAGGAAAACUCAGAAAACAAUUUGAAACUCUUAGAACAUGGUCAUGUGAAGCAAUUCUGGGUUAUCAUGCCAAGGGAUGGGUGACUGACACACACCAUGUGGUUGAAACAAUUUAGGAAAUCUUGCUACUUCAUUAGACCAGGCAAAGACCCUGGAGAAACAUGUGGAGAGUUGACAGCAGUGGCAGUUGCUCAGUGGGGACCCAUCCAGACCAGCUUCCCUAUGUCUACUGUCCUCAAGGCCAGAUGGGGCCUGGGCAAUUAUCUUGUGGUAUUUCACUCAUCUUAGGCUCCAGGGGAAAUGCAGGAAUGAAAGCAAUGGGGGAUGGGAAACUGGAGGUAGCAACCAGAAAAUCCCAGGUGCCAGGAAAGCAAGAGCCCCCCAGGACUCUUAACAGCAGGACUAGGGGAGUCUAUGACUCUUGUCUGAUGGUAGGACCCAUUUCCUUCUAUUGGAUUGCCUUGUCUAGCCUUGGUAUGUGUGUACCUAAUCUUAGCAUGAUGUUAGAUGCAUUCAAUUUAUAUUACUAGGAGACCUGAGCUUUUCUGAAGGGAAUGGUCUGGGUGUAUUGUAGAAGAUGAAUAAAAUUUUAAAAGAAAAAACAACAGAGUUUUGAAGGUGUGGUAAAAUACUCAUGAGGCCCCCUCUAGUGACCACUGUGGUACGUGUGGUUCCAACAUCUCCACCUCUAGAUAAGAACUCUUUCCCUCUUGUGAACUGACACUGAACCUUUAUGGGGUAAUUCCUCUCUACAAUUGGAAACACCACUGGCUUCUGCUUUGUGGGAUCUCACUUCCCCAUAGUCCUCAUGAAGGAGGAAUGCAGGGUUUGUCCUUCCACAUCCAGCUUAUUUAACUUAUGCUAAUGUCCCCAGGCAUCAUCAGGUUAUAUAGGGAUCAGAAUUUCCUGUCUAUUCAAUACUGAGACAGAUCCAGGCCAUUCUUUUGACUGUUAUCAAUAAAGUGUCUAGGACUAUGGAGAACAAA
This is a messenger RNA of Grammomys surdaster, 4577 nucleotides long. RefSeq names its product apolipoprotein L3-like. Bases 1 to 1098 code for a protein of 365 amino acids. The record is from RefSeq and is a predicted model, not a curated record. Lineage: Eukaryota; Metazoa; Chordata; Mammalia; Rodentia; Muridae. Gene Ontology annotation, molecular function: lipid binding. The transcript is spliced from 3 exons. Gene Ontology annotation, biological process: lipid transport; lipoprotein metabolic process. Gene Ontology annotation, cellular component: membrane; extracellular region.